This is a messenger RNA of Exophiala viscosa, 1557 nucleotides long. Its product is annotated as general substrate transporter. Gene Ontology annotation, biological process: carbohydrate transport; transmembrane transport. NCBI's taxonomy places the organism in Eukaryota, Fungi, Ascomycota, Eurotiomycetes, Chaetothyriales, Herpotrichiellaceae. Gene Ontology annotation, cellular component: membrane. The transcript has 6 exons. Bases 1 to 1557 code for a protein of 518 amino acids. Gene Ontology annotation, molecular function: carbohydrate:proton symporter activity. The record is from RefSeq and is a predicted model, not a curated record.
AUGGCUAAAGGAUCAGGAUCAACACGAUACAACUUCCUCAUCGUCUUCUUCGUCGCCCUUGGGAGUUUUACAUACGGAUUCAAUUCCGCAAUCACAGGACUUGUCAUCGGCCUCCCAGCUUUCUUCAAAUACUUCAACAUCAACCUAGAUGAUACUAAGGGAAACCAGAUUACCGGAGCCAUCAAUGGGCUCUAUUCUGGUGGAGGCAUCCUAGGAUGUAUCCUCGUCCCCUGGCUUCUUGACCACCUGGGUCGUCGCCGAACCAUUCAGAUCGCAGCGGCUGUGGCAGUCAUCUCGGCUGCCUUGCAGGGCGGCAGUGUAGCCAUUGCCAUGUUUCUGAUCGCCCGCUUCCUCAAUGGUUUCGCCGUUGGCAUGUUAGACACCUCAAUCCCUGUGUUUCAGUCCGAGAUCUCGCCAGCCCGCCAGCGAGGCCGCAUGGUCGGUGCCCAUGGGGUUCUCAUCGUGAUCGGAUACAGCGCUGCUGGCUUUGCUGGCUUUGGCACAUACUUUGCAACCGCGACAGUCAGCUGGAGGCUCUGUCUUAGCCUUCAGAUUGUGGCUCCUCUUCUGCUGUUCAUUGGAUCACCAUGGCUUCCAGAAUCACCUCGGUGGCUCAUCGACCAUGACCGCCAUGAGGACGGCUUCAAAGUCCUUCGCAAGCUGCACACACGUCCCGACGACCCAGACGAGAUCGUGGCUCGAGAAGAGUACCUACAGAUCCGCCGGCAAAUCGAACUGGAACGCGCAGACCAGCUGAAUAAGAGCUGGGCCACACUCUUCAAGAAGCCCAGCCUGCGGAAGAGGCUGAUCCUCGGCUUUGGGACGCAGUUCAUCGCGCAAAGCACAGGCGUCUUGGUCGUCAACAACUACCAGAUCCUACUUUACAAAUCCCUCGGCAUUACUGGAUCGUUGCCACUGCUGCUGAACGGCUUGUACAAUGGUCUAGCCGCGAUCAUGAACUUUGUCAACUCGUUGUUCUUGGAUCGUCUAGGACGUAUCCGCAUCAUGCUCAUCGGUCUUACCGGCUGCGCGUGUUCUCUGAUCUGCUUCACCGCCAUGGUCGCCACGUUCGGCGGAACGACCAACCGAGUCGGUAACGGCUUCGGGGUGUUCUUCUUGUUUCUCUUCGUCUUUUUCUACGGCGGUUCUAUGGACGCUACGAGCUAUGUGUAUUGCAGUGAGAUCUUCCCGACUCCGCUCCGCGCCCAGGGCACAGGCUUCAGUGUGGCCGGUCUCUUCACAGCUACCCUGAUAUACACGCAGACUGCGCCCGUGGCAUUUGCAUCAGUCGGCUGGAAGUUCUACAUUGUUUUCAUCAUCCUGCCGCUCCUUGGCGCCAGCUUGAUGUGGAAGUUCUUCCCUGAGACGAAGCAGCUUAGUCUCGAGGAGAUAUCAGGUCUUUUCGGCGACGAGGUUGCUUUGGAUAUCAAUCAGCUUAGUGCCGAGAAGAGAGAGGAGUUGGACCGCCAGUUGCUGGAAGGUGGUGUUGGGGUUACGUCGAUGCUGCCGGUCAAGGGCGAGGCAGGGCCGACUGGAGAUCAGAUCGAGAAGGUCUAA